Molecule: messenger RNA, 1195 nt
Organism: Acanthoscelides obtectus
Lineage: Eukaryota; Metazoa; Arthropoda; Insecta; Coleoptera; Chrysomelidae
Source: the annotation of a GenBank genome assembly
AGAUGCAUCUUUUUUGAGACAGAAACAUACACCUUAUCUUAAUCUUGAAUCCACAUUAACAAAAUAAACUUGUAUCAGUCGUUAAGAUGCUUUGAGAGGUCAUCUUGAAUGUAAGAAAUUUGCAGUGGUCCUUUCAAUUUAACCUUCCGGAAGUGGCGCCUAGUCUGACAGACCCAGACGCUCUACCAUUGCUCGGCAUGUGUCGGCAAUAAUCGGUAAAAUCCCGCCCAGUUAAGUACCUUCCCACAUAGGCCUCGUGUUCGCAUGGCAAGCGAGACAGGUGUUGGUUAAAUAUUGAUGCAGUUAUUUUGUAAAAAGUCUGUGAGACUACUACUCGCGUAACUGUUUUUGUGCUUUGUUGAAAUUUGAGUGUUUUGUAUUUUGGUAAGUAAAUGAAGCAUUAUUUAUUGUUCUGUUGCUCGGUUAAUACUUUGCAUGAGAGAAUAUCUAGUAUAAUGUAAUAAUUUUGUCAUAAAAGUGUAGUUUUACAUAAGUACACCAAUCACAUCUUCAGUAGAUUAUUUUAUUUUUGUAUAAUUCAUGCUCUCCACGUUAUUUUUAUUACUUUCAGAAAUGAGUUGGGAAGCAGAGCAAAAAAGAUUGCAGGCCCUAUGGGAUGAAGUACAACUUGAAGAAGAUCCAGAUGAUGAGGACUUAGAAUGGGCUGCGGAUGAGGACGUCACUGAAACAAGAGACACCGAUAGCGAGUUAGAGCAAGAAUAUAAUGAUGAGGUCAUUUCACUUCAAACUGCAGACAUUCCAGGAGCUCAUCAUUUUCUUGGUAAGGAUAAUAAGACAGGAUGGAGAUUUUGGGUGACAAUGUCCGAGCAGCGUUUUCGAUUCCUCCUUAACUGUCUGCGAUUCGACGACCUUUCUACUAGAGACGAAAGAAAGAAAUUUGAUAAGUUGGCACCAAUAAGAUCAACUUUUGACAAAUUUGUUCAGAACUGCAAAAAUACUUACUGCAUAGGAGCCAAUGCAACCAUAGAUGAGAAGCUUGAAGCGUUUCGUGGACGUUGUGGAUUCAACCAGUACAUCCCCAGUAAGAAAAACUAAUAUGGAGUUAAUAUCUUUGCUCUUGUCGAUGCUUCCACGUCAUAUUGUGCUAAUUUAGAGGUAUAUGUAGGUACACAACCCGAUGGGCCUUUCAAAACAAAUAACGAUCCUGCUCGCAUUGUUUUACGCCUCAUUGAAC